UGCUGACGUCACACGAGGAGUUAGUGGAACCUCCUAUCACUUUAUAUUCGCCUAGUACAAAGUGUAUAUUUCGAGCCGAUUCCGCUAGAUGGCGCCACGAGCGCCUCGCAACAUCACGUGACGUUAGUAUAAGAAAAGACUGUUCUUGUUUUUAACAAUUACAAGUUUAAGUUAUCGCGUGCAUUCUGUAUUUUCUUAGUUUCCCUUCGAUUCCCAAGAUCUCAAUUGUUAAUAUAAGUGAAUGACGUUACCGAAUAAUACGAGAUAUUGUAAUUGAAUGAACAAUUUUACGAGUAACGUGAAUAAUCAUUGAGAAAUGUCUGACAGCGAAGACGACGAUUUGCAAUUGUGCCCUGCGACCCUCGCAGCUCUAAACGAAUUUCUUUUAGAAAAAGAAGAGAAGGAAAAUCGAUUGAAACAAAGUCUGGAAAGUGAAAGUCUCGACGUUUCCUUCGACGAAAAUUGGCAAUUGAGCCAGUUUUGGUAUGACAACGAGACGACCGAUGCUCUGGUAAGAGGAGCUAUUAAAUCCACGGAAUCUGAUGGGAGAAUCGCUCUAAUUUCAUGUCCUACGCUUUACAACAAAUUGAAAAAGAAUUGUGGUAAUAGAAAAGUUACCCUCUUUGAAUACGACGAACGUUUCAAGGUAUAUGGCUCUGAUUUUGUACCGUACAACUACAAAUUUCCUUUGGACGUACCUCGAGACUUGUCGAACACGUUCGAUUUGGUGAUAGCCGAUCCACCGUUUCUUUCUGACGAGUGCCUGACGAAAACUGCUCUUACGAUCAAGCUUCUGGCUAAGAGGAACAUCGUCCUCUGCACUGGUUCUGUCAUGAAGGAAUUGGCCGAGAGACUGUUGGACCUGAAGACUUGUCGUUUUCUACCUAAACAUCAAAACAAUCUGGCAAACGAAUUUUAUUGUUAUUCCAAUUUCGACUUCGAUCGAAUGUUGAAGAAGGAGGAUGAAACGUUAUGACAUAGGAACUUUAUUCAUAGAAAUCCCCGAAUGGCUGAUUCCUUUCCAUUUCCAAGCCUGACUACGGAGUUUCCCCUCAAGAAAGUACAUGGAAGUCCCGAAUAAAAU
Messenger RNA from Ceratina calcarata, 1084 nucleotides. RefSeq names its product EEF1A lysine methyltransferase 1. NCBI's taxonomy places the organism in Eukaryota, Metazoa, Arthropoda, Insecta, Hymenoptera, Apidae. The transcript has 5 exons. Gene Ontology annotation, biological process: methylation. Bases 317 to 976 code for a protein of 219 amino acids. The record is from RefSeq and is a predicted model, not a curated record. Gene Ontology annotation, molecular function: protein-lysine N-methyltransferase activity; nucleic acid binding.